UCUCAUCACAAUCACAUAACUCAAUAGACAGCACAGCACAAAAUCAUUCUCCAAUGGCCAAAGCAACAACGCUUUUGGCCAUUCUUCUUGUUCUUGUGUUUAACCUUUCUGGUUUCUCUUCUUUGACAUUGGCUGCAAGAGAUGAUUCAGUCUAUGAAUCUUUCCUCCAAUGCCUGAAAAGCAAAACAAACCCACAAGACCAAAUCUCAGACAUAGUCUAUUCCCAAACCAAUUUAUCGUACACUUCAGUUCUUCGAGCCUACAUUCGAAAUGCUCGACUGAAUACCUCCACAACCCCUAAACCACUAAUCAUUAUAACCCCUAAACAGAUUUCCCAUGUCCAGGCUGCUGUUAUCUGCACCAAAAAGGUUGAUUACCAACUCAAAAUCCGCAGCGGUGGCCAUGACUAUGAAGGGAUUUCUUACAUUUCUAACGUUCCCUUUUUCGUUCUUGAUAUGUUUAAUCUUCGAUCCAUGGAAGUAGAUGUUAAAAAUGAAACUGCUUGGGUUCAGAGUGGUGCUACUCUUGGUGAACUUUAUUAUAAAAUCAGGAAGAAGAGCAAAGUUCAUGGUUUCCCUGCUGGGGUUUGUUUUACAAUUGGCGUUGGUGGGCAUUUUAGUGGGGGUGGAUAUGGCAACAUGUUGAGGAAGUAUGGUUUGGCAGUGGAUAACGUCCUUGAUGUUCAAAUGGUUGAUGCUAAUGGCAAGCUUUUGGAUAGAAAAACAAUGGGUGAGGGUCUUUUUUGGGCAAUUCGAGGAGGUGGGGGUGGAAGUUUUGGUGUCAUAAUCUCUUACAAAAUCAGGCUUGUUUCUGUUCCCGAGACUGUUACUGUUUUCAGAGUUGAAAGAACUCUUGAAGAAAAUGCUACUGAUUUUGUUUUCAAGUGGCAACUUGUUGCUCCGAAAACAGAUAAUGGUCUCUUCAUGAGGAUGCUAUUGCAGCCUUCGACCUCCAAGACAAACAAAACUCAGAAAACCAUUAGAGCAUCGAUUGUGGCUUUGUAUUUGGGAAACGCUGAUACUCUUGUGUCCUUAUUGGCCAAGGAAUUCCCUGAAAUGGAGUUGAAGAAAGAUAAUUGCAAUGAGACGAGUUGGAUUCAAUCUGUCAUCUGGUGGGCAAAUUAUGAUAUUGGAACAUCGCCUGAGGUUCUGCUUGAUAGAGAUAUUGACUCUGCCAAAUUCCUGAAGAGAAAAUCAGAUUAUGUCCAGACUCCAAUACCUAAAGACAAGUUGAAUGGGAUUUGGCAGUUGAUGAUUGAAUUGGGAAAAACAGGAUUAGUUUUCAAUCCAUACGGUGGAAGAAUGAGUGAAAUUCCUGCAACUAAAACUCCCUUUCCACAUCGAGCAGGGAACUUGUUCAAGAUCCAAUAUUCAGUGACUUGGGAUGAAGCAGGAAGCACAGCAGAGAACGAGUACUUGUCUCAGCCAAGGAAGCUGUACAGAUAUAUGACUCCAUUUGUGUCCAAAAAUCCAAGGGGUGCAUUUUUUCCCUACAGGGAUCUUGAUAUUGGUGUGAUGAAAGCUGGUAAAAACAGCUAUGAGGAGGGUAGUGUCUAUGGAAAGAAAUACUUUAAUGGCAACUUUGAUAGAUUGGUAAAAGUGAAGACAGCAGUUGAUCCAGACAAUUUCUUCAGGAAUGAACAGAGCAUCCCUACUCUUCCAACCAAGGCAUAGAAGAUUUUAGUAGUGAUUUUGUACUAGCAACAACUGAUUAUGUUUUGCUUUGUAAUACAAGUCAAUAAGUAAUCUGUGAUAUAUACCUUAUUGAAUCUGUGAUAUAUACCUUAUUGAUCGUACAACACAUGAUUAAUUCUUUUUAUAUUUA
This is a messenger RNA of Hevea brasiliensis (rubber tree), 1824 nucleotides long. RefSeq names its product berberine bridge enzyme-like 21. Gene Ontology annotation, molecular function: oxidoreductase activity; FAD binding. Bases 54 to 1673 code for a protein of 539 amino acids. The record is from RefSeq and is a predicted model, not a curated record. The transcript has a single exon. NCBI's taxonomy places the organism in Eukaryota, Viridiplantae, Streptophyta, Magnoliopsida, Malpighiales, Euphorbiaceae.